AGUUUGUCCCUCAUGUAGUACCAUAGGGUGGAGCACGCGUCGCCUUAGCAACUGAGAGGCUUUGGAUACCAAGACAAGCAUGCUAAAUGUAGCUUUUCAAACUAUAGUAUUCUCAAAACGAAAUUAGAUUUACCGAUUCGAACCGGAAUGGCUACAAGCAAUCCAUCUGUGUUCCUUCUCUCGGUGAACGGACAGAUCGAGGGAGCGAAUUUUCCUUGUUAUGACGACUUGUACUGCAAAUACUGCUUCGUUUACGGCCAAGACUGGAUGCCCACUACCGGUUUGGAGGAAGGCAUCACUCAAAUAACAUGUAAAGGCAGACAGUCACAAAAACUGAUAUGGAACUUCCCACUGGAUAUAACUUUUAAGAGUACAAACCCCUCAGGAUGGCCUCAACUUGUGUUGAGUGUGUAUGGACCAGACGUAUUUGGCAAUGAUGUGGUCAGAGGUUAUGGAGCAAUACACAUCCCUUUAACACCUGGAAAACAUAAAAGGACCCUUCCCAUGUUUGUUCCUGAACCCACAUGGAGACUUCAAAAGUUCACAAGGUUGGUUGACAGUUGGCUCUGGGGACGUCGACCAGAAUACACUGACCCAAAAGUGGUAGCCCAGGGUGAAGGGCGAGAAGUGACAAGGGUUUGCUCCCAAGGAUUUGUUACAGUCAUCUUCAACAUCAUAAUGAAGGACAUGAAAAAACUGGGCUAUGAUUCUGGGCCAUCCACUUCCUCAAACGCACAACCAUGUGGCACCGCCUCUGGCUGGUCAACAGAGGAACAGACCAAUUUGUGAUCACAUAGGGCAGGGUGUUCAGACUUUUUUUUUUCCUCAAAGGCGACCUUUCAGAGGAAUCCAAAGAUGCAAAGCCAGCUUGAAGUCCUUCCACUUUCAUUUCUUAAAUAGAGGACUGGAAUGGGGUUAAAAAAAAAAAAAAUCAGGUUUUUAAAAUGUAUUUUAAGUGUUAACUCAUUGGAUGCCAUUGACGAGAACCCCCACCCCCACCCAUCUGUCAUCUGUGGCCGUCAAUGGUGCUGAAACAUUCAAUACCAGCCUUCCCAGUAAAAUGGAUUUGAUGUCAAUCACUGGCAAUGAAUGAGUUAAAAGCAACAAGAUUAUCCAGAGGGUUAAGGAUCCCAUUGGUUUUUUAUGUAUGUAAAACAAAAUACCAACAUUCUAGUUUAUUAUAUUGAGUUCAACAUGUCAGGUUUUGAGCUAACGAAGAGGUGCUGUUUACCUAGCUCUAUCUAGUGUUAAAGCUGAGAACUGCAACAAUGUAGGCUGAAUUGAAGUUUCUCCUGCAGGCCAUAUUCAAUGCUAUUUUCAUAAUUUGCUGCGGACCGUAGUUUGGACACCCCAACUUUGUCAAUUUCUCUUGACCAGCCUUACAUUGUUUACUAACACAGACGUCAAACUGAU
Molecule: messenger RNA, 1413 nt
Organism: Corythoichthys intestinalis (scribbled pipefish)
Lineage: Eukaryota; Metazoa; Chordata; Actinopteri; Syngnathiformes; Syngnathidae
Gene: b9d1
Product: B9 protein domain 1
Exons: 7
Coding region: 148-789 (213 amino acids)
Biological process (GO): cilium assembly
Cellular component (GO): MKS complex
Source: RefSeq, a predicted model, not a curated record